AUGCAAGUGGAGAGCAUUGGAGGAAAGCGCUAUGUCUUUGUUCUAGUGGAUGAUUACUCGCGAUACACUUGGGUCCGCUUCAUUCGUGACAAAUCUGACACCAUGGCGAGUUUCAAGAUUUGGGCUCUUCAAGUUAUCACUGAGAAAGGAAGCCUCAAGCGCAUACGCAGUGAUCAUGGGGGAGAAUUUCAGAAUGAGGUCAUGACUAAGUUCUGCAAUGACCAAGGCAUAGCUCACCAAUUUUCGGCACCUAGAACACCACAGAUGAAUGGAGUAGUGGAGCGAAAGAACAGAACACUUCAAGAGAUGGCGCGUGCAAUGAUCCAUGGAGGAAACAUUCCUGUGAAGUUUUGGGCUGAAGCAAUCAACACCGCAUGUCUUUUGGAGCAUUCUGGAGCAUAUGGGACACAAGGAGCAUGGAGGGACUUGGCACAUGGAAGCAGCUCAACUGGAUACGCAAAGGAAGAAGGGAGAAGCCAUCUUGAAGACCAGCUCGACCGUCCACUCGACCAACCGGUCGAGUUCCUCAACUCGACCGGCCAAGCUUCAACUCGAUCGAGCUGGGGAGUCAAAGUCAAACCCGAAAAAUGUUGCUUCCCCCUUGACUUUCCUUUGACCCUAAACCUAAUCCUCUUUGUAUUUAAAGGCUCUUAG
Microthlaspi erraticum is the source of this 654-nucleotide messenger RNA. The record is from the annotation of a GenBank genome assembly. NCBI's taxonomy places the organism in Eukaryota, Viridiplantae, Streptophyta, Magnoliopsida, Brassicales, Brassicaceae.